Alternaria arborescens is the source of this 1434-nucleotide messenger RNA. RefSeq lists its product as hypothetical. The record is from RefSeq and is a predicted model, not a curated record. The transcript has a single exon. Bases 1 to 1434 code for a protein of 477 amino acids. NCBI's taxonomy places the organism in Eukaryota, Fungi, Ascomycota, Dothideomycetes, Pleosporales, Pleosporaceae.
AUGAAAUUCCGCUCCAGGACGCCGUGUCAGAAGCCUCCUACAAAGUCUUUGCUCGUGUCCGUCCCUAAGCCCCCAGGUCAGCUCUUCUGCGUGGUCAAACCCCUGUCCACAACGACUUCUUCUUCAGUAGUUUACCUCUGUCUACCUCGCGCGCUUCCCCCUCCAUUCGAGCCGUCGAGAGAAAUCGACUAUGACCUUCAGGAUCGGAUGGCAGACUUCCACGACGCCUUUCAGACAGUGCGUGGAAAUAUGCGCCUUCGUCAACAAUUGUCGCUUCUCUCGUACAAGAACUCUAGCGAUGUCCUUUACGAGAACAUGCAGCAUAACGGCACGUCUUUGCUCCAGGACAAGCAUCUGAAGAUGUUACCACGGCUGGUGGUGGUCAAGAUGAGCAGAGACACGGAUCUCCUUCGUAAGGAGGUCUUGCAUAUUGAGGCGCAGCAUAAGAAAGGUGGACGUGCCACCCUACAUGUCGGUUCGCAUGUUUUGCGUGCUCAGUUUACUGCCUCGACAGCAACGUCGUUUGUUUGUCUCCGCCCUGUUUUCGGUCCCACCUUAGCGCAGGUUGGUGAAGCCAGCAACAAAGACCAGGGCCGUAUGCCAGGUUGGUUUGUGGGACAUAUUUGCGUUGCUUUGGUAGAUGCUGUGGACUUUCUACAUGAUGAGGGUAUAGUGCAUGCCAAGAUUGAAGCAUCGAACAUAAUGUUCAAUCUCUACCCUACGUACAUGCACCAUCGGUACCGGGGAUAUCCAGAUGUACAGCUUAUCGACUUCUCUUUAGCUGGCCACAGCGAUGAGGGCGCCGAAGAACGAGACCACCGCGCCGUGCUCGAGUUGAUGGAACAUGUGAUUACCGAGUGGAGCGAUGUGGCACCGUUCGUGCCGUUCAUUAACAGCUUUACUGGGCUGAGUGGAGAAGGUGACGACCCUCUACUCACUCAAUUAGCACUUAUCCGGACGAUGCUUUCGGGAGCUUACGAUGGGUAUACUAAUCUUGCGGAACUUCAAGCGCGAGCCGUAGAUAUUCGACAUGAAGGUCCAGAAACCAUGCCGUGGAACCUGAUGAAGUUGCUGCACGCAGACCUAGUGACAGCCGACAAUCUCGAUGGUGGUGUCCGAGAUCCGCUAGUGCUUAGAUUAACGGCCAAGAAAGAUGCGAUGGCGAAGGUCUUGGAAGAUAUCCCUGUGACUAUGGGUGGAAGGGGUAAUGCGGGUAUGAAAACCUCGCGGAUCAUAGUGUUGCGGUUUGUUAGAAGGAAAAUGGAAUUCAUAGAUGCAAUCGGACAGUCUGUAGCAGAGGAGUCGAUAGACGAUGGAGCCAGGUUCUUUGGCAACAGGGAUGCGAGUAUGGCAGACGACGAGAUGAGUACCGCGGAGCCACGGGUGAUGGUACCUAUCUCGUUGCUUGAUGAUAGCGAUGAAGAGAUGAGUUAG